UGUGCAUAUAUCUCAUAAUAAUUUCAUAAAAAGCCCUCGCGUCCUCUAGGGUUCCCCCCUCCGCUCUCUCGUGUUUUUUUUUUCCUCUCCCUGGAAAGCAUCAAAGCAAGAUCUCUGCUCGAUAACUUGGAUGAAAGCGUUACUUGUCUGAGAUUUUAGACGAGAUCUUUAUAGAAAUUCGACCUGCGUACUUAAAAAAAAUGCAAAGGGUUUGUGAAGAGGGUGAAGACGAGAAGCUUUGCUCCUUUUCGAAUGUCAGGACCCUCUUGGCAAGUAGGCUGCUUGAAGGAGUUCCUGUGACAUACAUCUUUAAGAAGCACAAGGCUGAGCUCCAUGGUUUCAUUAAGGGCGAUGGAUAUAGAUGUGGAUGUUCCGUCUGUGAUUACAAACAAGUAGUCAGCGCAGACGAGUUUGAGAAGCAUGCAGGUGUCACAUCAAGCCAUGCAAAUAAUCACAUAUAUUUGGCGAAUGGGAAGUCACUUCAUGAAGUUGUUAAAGACCUGAUUGGGGUGCCACUUGAAUCAGUGCAUGAAGAGUUGAAAGCCAUUGUUGAGAUGGAUCCAAACAUCUAUGAUGCUUCUAAAGAUGAAUCAGCUCAAGCAUCAGGUUGCGAAGUUAAGCAUAUAAGCCAUGAAGAGCAACAAACUAGAGUUGAUGCUAUGCCAAGUCAGAUGUUAUCCUCCAAGUUCCUUAGUGAGCCAAGAUUAUGCAAUGAUAUGGAAGCUUCAAAUGAUUGUCAAACCAAUUCAAGCUUACAUGAUGAUUGUGAAAGUGGUUCCUAUUCAACAGUGAGCUGUGAAGCAGAUAGUACGCCAAUCAACGGAGUUAAACAAAAUGGAACAGAUGGCAUUACAAGGCAGGAGGUCUCAACAAUGUUCAUUCAUCAGCUUCCUCUGAAUUUAAGUAUCGUUCAGAAGACAACUCAAGAAGAACCAGCACUUAGCACUCCUCCAAGAAACGAAAAAAACAGACCCUACCAAGAAUCUGAUCAACCCUCUCCAAGGAACAAGAACGUAUUAGACCCCUGUAGUCUCUCACAGAACAUGGUAACUGAGUUCUCUCCGGAAGUUCCUAAACAUCAGAAGAUAGAAACUGAGUUCUUGAAGAAAAAUCUUGAUGUUAGAAGCUUGCUUAGAACUGGAUUGCUUAGUGGACGAAAGGUGAAGUACAUGAAAGACCAGGCAGAGCUUGAUGGGCUUAUACAUGAUGAGGGCUAUCUAUGUGGGUGUUUGUCGUGCAACUAUAAAAAGGUUGUCUCUGCUCUCAAGUUUGAGAUACAUGCAGGGGCAGUGUCAAAAAAUCAAAAUAAUUACAUUUACUUGGAGAAUGGAAUAUCUAUAUGUGCAUUAGUGAAAAAGUUGAAUAAUGCUCCUAAAGAUUCACUACGUGAACUGAUUGAGAAAGAGAUUCCUUGUCCAGAUAAGGACCCAUUAAGCAAUCAGAAUGGAUCAUUUCAAACAGCAAGUAUCGCACAGUCAAAAAAUAGUGAAGAAAAUCAAUUGACUCAGACAAUAGAGAUUCAGAUUGACCCUCACUUAGUUGAAGAAUUAUCGGAUUCAACUUCAGAAGGUUGUAAGUCUGCACCUUCAAGUAUCAAUGUUAUGUUUGAUUCCCCACUGCCACAUAUAGAAGGAAACUCAUCAUAUACUGAUGUUAACAUUAGUCCUUUGGAGUCGGCUAAAGUGAAUAUCAGUCCAGGUUCAAAUAUAGCACUACAUGGACAGAAGAGUUCUGUACUGGAAACUAGAUACGAAAACAGAAAAAGACCAAUGCCAUCACCAAUUUGCUCUAUUUCCGGUCUGACACCCUCAUCAAAUAUGCUGGAAUCUGAUAUUCGUCCUGUUCAUCGGAUGGUUGAAAGUCAAGGUAGUACUAAGAAAAGGACUGGCGAUUUGCAUAAAAUAAUUUUCAAUAUCCUUCAAGAUGGAGCUAUGUUAUUCUACUGUACGAGUAGCAAGACAAUAUUGGAAGGUCAAAAAAUGGGAAAUGGUAUCUUGUGUAGCCACUGUGACGAAGUGGUUAGCCCUUCAACGUUUGAAGCUCACGCGGGGUUUGAUAAAAGGCGUCAACCUUAUCGUAACAUAUACACUUCCAGUGGCUCUUCACUUCAUGACCUCACACGGUAUUUGUCGAAGAACCAAACUUCUGCUUGUAUGAUUUGUGGAGGUAGAGAAGAGCUGGUUUCUUGUAUUAGAUGUGCCAAGGCUUUUCAUCCAGGAUGCUACACUCCUGAUGCUGAUAGUGCAUCAUGCUGUUUAUCUUGUAAAGAUAAUUCUGAACCUGAAACAACCUCUAAAGUACAAUCUCAUGCUGUGCCCAAGCCAUUUAAUUUUGGUCUAAAACGUGUGAUAAAGCACCCAAAAGACGUUGGCUGUGCCCUAUGCGGGGACAGUUCCUUUGAAAUGGGGAAAGAAUUUGGAUCUAAAUCAUUUGUCUUUUGUGGUCAGUGUGAGAAAUUGUAUCAUGUCGGUUGCUUAAAAGAUCAGGGCAUAUGCGAUCUACAGGAACGACCCUUGCCAUGGUUUAGUUGGUUAUGUUCUAUAGAAUGUCAAGAAGUUCACAACGAUCUACGACAAAUGGUCUUGACUUCACCUCAUGAAAUUCAUGCAUCAACACUGAGUUUAUUAAAGAAGACUGAAGAGGAUUUAAUUAGUGAAGGUGAACCUAAAGUGAACUGGCAACUUCUGAGUGGUGCACAUAAGACUUGUGACAAUGAGAUGCUCUUUUCAAAGGCAACUGCAAUUUUUCAGGAAACAUUUGGCCCUAUACUUGAGAAUGGCUACAAUCUGAUACCUGCUAUGGUUGAAGGUCAAGAGAUGGCUAAACAAUAUUAUGGGGGGAUGUAUUGUGCAGUUAUAACUGAAAAGUCUGAAGUUGUAUCAGCUGGACUUAUCAGGAUAUUUGGUCGCAAUGUUGCAGAACUUCCUUUGAUUGCGACGCGUAAUGAAUGCCAAGGAAAGGGUUACUUUCAAGCUCUUCUUUCGAUAAUCGAACAGUUGAUGAUCAGGUUAAAAGUGAAGUGUCUUGUACUACCAACAGAUGAAUUUGCACAAUCAAUUUGGAUAAAUAAGUUUGGGUUUAUCAAAAUGGCACAGGAGAGGGUGAAGCAGUAUGCAGACAACCACUGGAUACUAAUGUUCAAGAAGAAAAUCAUGUUGGAGAAAGCAUUGCGUCAAUCCCAAAGUUGAUGGAAAUGCAAAGAUAAUGUGAAAUAUUAACCUUAUAUUAUUGCUACUUUUCCCUGGAUGAUACUGUGCACUGGUAUUUAUGAUAACUCUCCCAACGGACAAGGGGCAUUUUAACUGGUUAAUAUUUACUUACAAAAAAAGUAAAGGAUUUUGCUGUUACAAUUUGUAUAAUUCUUUUGUUCUUUUUCCAUGUAAAUAAUGAAUAUUCUCUGUGAUUCUUGGAAAACUAAUGGGAGAACAGAUUAUUAUAUUAGUAUUUAGUA
Molecule: messenger RNA, 3451 nt
Organism: Asparagus officinalis (garden asparagus)
Lineage: Eukaryota; Viridiplantae; Streptophyta; Magnoliopsida; Asparagales; Asparagaceae
Exons: 25
Coding region: 201-3188 (995 amino acids)
Molecular function (GO): acyltransferase activity, transferring groups other than amino-acyl groups
Source: RefSeq, a predicted model, not a curated record